Belonocnema kinseyi is the source of this 7863-nucleotide messenger RNA. RefSeq names its product myosin heavy chain, non-muscle (gene zip). Gene Ontology annotation, molecular function: actin filament binding; cytoskeletal motor activity; ATP binding. Gene Ontology annotation, cellular component: myosin complex. The record is from RefSeq and is a predicted model, not a curated record. The coding region runs from base 215 to 6214 and encodes 1999 amino acids. NCBI's taxonomy places the organism in Eukaryota, Metazoa, Arthropoda, Insecta, Hymenoptera, Cynipidae. The transcript is spliced from 10 exons.
AGUAGUGUGGCGACCGCCUCGCAAGACAGACAACCGGCGGUGUCUCUACAUGUCAAAUUUCGUCGCGAAAAGAGUUCGCGAGUGGUUGUUAAUAAUUCGCUUGCGUGCAUUAACUUACUCAAAAAGGUCUUUUCACGAAGGGCGUGAAAAAACGUGUCGUGUGCGGUGGCAGAUUUUUCCAAGAGGCGAGGCGUUGGGUGCGCGCUAAACAAAGAUGGCGGACGACUCGAGGGUAGAUCGUUCUGACCCGGAAUUGCGUAUCCUCUCUGUGGACAGGAACAGUUUCAACGACUCAACAACACAGGCAGAAUGGACCUCGAAAAAGCUCGUGUGGGUGCCACACGAGAACCAGGGAUUCGUCUCUGCAGGAAUCAAGGGCGAGCGCGGCGACGAGGUCGAGGUGGAGAUCGCCGAGACCGGCAAGAGGAUCCUCGUCGCCAAGGACGAUAUCCAGAAGAUGAACCCGCCCAAGUUCGACAAGGUCGAGGACAUGGCAGAGCUCACCUGUCUCAACGAAGCCUCCGUCCUACAUAACCUCAAGGACCGCUACUACUCCGGACUCAUUUACACGUACUCCGGUCUCUUCUGCGUCGUAGUUAAUCCAUACAAGAGACUGCCAAUUUACACAGAAAAAAUUAUGGAAAGGUAUAAGGGAAUCAAAAGGCACGAAGUUCCACCACACGUUUUUGCCAUUACAGACACUGCCUAUCGCUCGAUGCUACAAGAUCGUGAGGACCAAUCAAUUUUGUGUACCGGAGAAUCCGGUGCUGGUAAAACCGAAAAUACGAAAAAAGUCAUUCAGUACCUGGCAUACGUUGCUGCUUCGAAACCAAAAUCGAACGCGACUCCAAGUCCGGCGUUAAUCAUAGGUGAACUUGAACAACAGCUUUUGCAAGCCAAUCCUAUUCUGGAAGCUUUUGGAAAUGCGAAGACUGUCAAGAAUGACAACUCGUCACGAUUUGGAAAAUUCAUUAGGAUUAAUUUUGAUGCUUCUGGUUAUAUUGCCGGAGCAAAUAUCGAGACAUAUCUUCUCGAAAAGUCGAGGGCUAUUCGACAGGCCAAGGAUGAAAGAACUUUCCACAUAUUUUACCAGUUGCUGGCAGGAGCAUCUCCAGAGCAAAAGAAGGAAUUUAUUCUGGAGGAUCCAAAGCUCUAUCCGUUUUUGUCGAGCGGAGCGCUCCCCGUGCCAGGAAUGGACGACGCUGCCGAAUUUUUCUCGACCGUGAAAGCAAUGAACAUAAUGGGAAUGACAAAUGAGGACUUUUCCUCGAUUUUCCGCAUAGUCUCGGCAGUGAUGCUCUUUGGCUCGAUGCAAUUUCGCCAGGAGCGCAAUUCGGAUCAAGCGACCCUUCCCGACAAUACAGUGGCGCAGAAAAUUUCCCACCUGCUCGGUCUGAGCGUCACCGAAAUGACGAAGGCCUUCCUGAAGCCGCGGAUCAAGGUCGGCAGGGAUUUUGUGACGAAGGCCCAGACGAAGGAGCAGGUGGAGUUUGCCGUCGAGGCAAUAUCAAAGGCCUGCUACGAGAGGAUGUUUCGCUGGCUCGUCAAUCGGAUCAAUCGCUCCCUCGACCGGACGAAACGACAGGGCGCCAGUUUCAUCGGGAUUCUGGAUAUGGCGGGCUUUGAGAUUUUCGAGCUCAACUCGUUUGAGCAGCUCUGCAUCAACUACACGAACGAGAAGCUCCAGCAGCUCUUCAAUCACACGAUGUUCAUUCUCGAGCAGGAGGAGUAUCAGCGCGAGGGCAUCGAGUGGAAGUUUAUCGACUUUGGUCUCGAUCUCCAGCCGACAAUUGACCUCAUCGACAAGCCGAUGGGAAUAAUGGCGCUGCUUGAUGAGGAGUGCUGGUUCCCGAAGGCGACGGACAAGACUUUUGUCGAGAAACUCGUUGGCGCGCACAGUGUGCAUCCCAAGUUUAUGAAGACGGAUUUCCGGGGAGUCGCGGACUUUGCGAUUAUUCAUUAUGCGGGCAAGGUCGACUAUUCGGCGGCCAAGUGGCUCAUGAAGAAUAUGGAUCCGCUGAACGAGAAUAUUGUGAGUCUGCUGCAGGCCUCGCAGGACGCCUUUGUCUGUCAUAUUUGGAAGGACGCGGAAAUUGUGGGCAUGGCGCAGCAGGCCCUGACAGACACGCAAUUUGGCGCGCGAACGCGCAAGGGAAUGUUUAGGACGGUGUCGCAGCUCUACAAGGAACAGCUUGCCAAACUGAUGGUCACGCUAAGAAAUACAAAUCCGAAUUUUGUCAGGUGCAUCAUUCCAAAUCAUGAGAAGAGAGCCGGGAAAAUUGAUGCGCCCCUGGUUUUGGAUCAGCUCAGGUGCAACGGAGUGCUCGAGGGCAUUCGAAUCUGUCGACAGGGAUUCCCGAAUAGGAUUCCUUUCCAGGAGUUUCGACAGCGGUAUGAGCUCUUGACGCCGAAUGUCAUUCCGAAAGGGUUCAUGGAUGGGAAGAAGGCUUGUGAAAAGAUGAUACAAGCCCUGGAACUCGAUCCGAAUUUAUACCGCGUCGGACAGUCGAAAAUUUUCUUCCGCGCCGGAGUUUUGGCCCAUCUGGAGGAGGAAAGAGACUACAAGAUCACAGACCUGAUAGUCAACUUUCAAGCGUUCUGUCGCGGCUUUCUGGCACGACGCAACUAUCAGAAGCGUCUCCAGCAGUUGAACGCCAUUCGCAUAAUUCAGAGAAACUGUGCCGCCUAUCUGAAACUCCGCAAUUGGCAGUGGUGGCGCUUGUACACAAAAGUGAAGCCACUCCUCGAGGUGACCAAGCAGGAGGAGAAACUCACGCAGAAGGAGGACGAGUUGAAGCAGAUUCGCGACAAAUUGGAGAAUCAAGUGCACAAUGCGAACGAGUACGAGCGCAAGUAUCAGCAGGCGAUCGAGGAGAAGACUAUGCUCGCGGAGCAGUUGCAGGCCGAGGUGGAACUCUGCGCGGAAGCUGAGGAAAUGAGAGCGAGACUGGCGGCCCGCAAACAGGAGCUCGAGGAGAUUCUUCAUGAUUUGGAGGCGAGAAUCGAGGAGGAGGAGGAGCGCAGUACGGCUCUGAUACAGGAGAAGAAGAAGCUGCAGUUGAAUAUCAGCGAUUUGGAGGAGCAGCUGGAGGAGGAGGAGGGCGCGCGGCAAAAGUUGCAGCUUGAGAAGGUGCAGUGUGACGGGAAAUUGAAGAAACUCGAGGAGGAUCUCGCGCUUGCGGACGACACGAAUCAGAAGCUGCUCAAGGAGAAGAAGCUUCUUGAGGAGCGAGCAAAUGACUUGUCGCAGGCCCUGGCUGAGGAGGAGGAGAAGGCGAAGCAUCUUGCGAAAUUGAAGGUGAAGCAUGAAGCUACCAUUGCGGACUUGGAGGAGCGCCUGCUCAAGGAUCAUCAGCAGCGACAGGAGGUGGAUCGGUCCAAGCGGAAGGUGGAGACUGAGGUCUCGGAUCUGAAGGAGCAGAUUUCGGAGAGGAAGGCCCAGGUGGAGGAGUUGCAGCUGCAGUUGGGCAAGCGCGAGGAAGAGCUGACACAGGUGAUGACGAAAAUUGACGAGGAGAGUGCGGCAAAAGCUCAGGCGCAGAAGGCUCUCAGGGAAUUGGAGUCGCAACUUGCCGAGCUGCAGGAGGAUCUCGAGGCGGAGAAAAUGGCGCGAGGCAAAGCGGAGAAAUUGAAGCGUGACUUGAAUGAGGAAUUGGAGGCGCUGAAGAAUGAGCUGCUCGACUCGUUGGACGUGACUGCCGCUCAGCAGGAGUUGCGCAGCAAGCGCGAGCAGGAAGUGGCCACUCUGAAGAAGAAUCUCGAGGAUGAGACGUCGGUUCAUGAGGCUACUCUGGCGGAGAUGCGUCACAAGCACACGCAAGAGUUGACGGUGAUCAAUGAGCAGAUGGACGCGCUGAAGAAGGCGAAGGCGGCUCUGGAGAAGGCGAAGGGAACCUUGGAAGCCGAGAAUGCCGACAUGGCGACUGAAUUGCGAUCUGUGAGUGCGAGUCGACAAGAGUCGGAUCGCAGGCGCAAACAGGCGGAGCAGCAGUUGGUGGAGGUGAAUGCGAAACUCGUUGAGAUUGAGCGAGUCAAGGUGGAAUUGACGGAGAAGAUGGUGAAGUUGCAGCAGGAGGCUGAGAGUGUCUCGCAGCAGUUGGAAGCUGCGGAGUUGAAAGCCUCGGCAGCUGUGAAAGCCUCGGCGACCUGUGAAUCACAGUUUACGGAACUGCAGCAGCAACUCGAGGAAGAGACGCGGCAAAAGUUGGCUCUCAGCUCGAAACUCCGGGCUCUUGAGAGCGAGAAGGAUACUCUGCACGAUCAGCUCGAGGAGGAGGAGGAGGCGAAGCGAACGCUGGAGAAGCAGGUGGCGAGUCUGAAUAUUCAGCUGACGGAGGUGAAGAAGCGCGCCGACGAGGAGUCGGAGACAGCGGCUGCUCUCGAGGAGGCGCGUAAGCGGUGCAUGAAGGACAUUGAGGCGCUGCAGCGACAGGUGGAGGAGCUCCAGGCGGCCAAUGACAAGCUCGACAAGUCGAAGAAGAAGAUCCAGGCGGAGUUGGAGGACAGUACAAUUGAGCUGGAGGUUCAGCGUGGCAAGGUGAUUGAGUUGGAGAAGAAGCAGAAGAAUUUCGACAAGGUGCUGCUCGAGGAGAAGGCUGUGUCGGAGCAGUAUGCUGAGCAGAGGGACGCGGCGGAGCGUGAGGCGCGUGAGAAGGAGACGCGAGUGCUCUCGUUGACGCGCGAGCUCGACGACUUGAACGAGAAGGUCGAGGAGUUGGAGCGAGGCCGUCGGGGACUCCAGGCCGAGUUGGACGAGCUCGUGAAUAAUCAGGGAACGGCCGACAAGAAUGUGCACGAGCUCGAGAAGGCGAAGCGAGCCCUCGAGUCGCAGUUGGCCGAGCAGAAGACGCAGACCGAGGAGUUGGAGGACGAGCUGCAGAUAACGGAGGAUGCGAAAUUGCGACUCGAGGUGAAUAUGCAGGCGCUGAGGGCGCAAUUUGAGCGGGAUCUGCAGGCGAAGGAGGAGCAGGCGGAGGAGAAGAGGCGAGGUCUGGUGAAGCAGUUGCGCGAUUUGGAGGCGGAAUUGGAGGACGAGAGGAAGCAGCGCGCUGCGGCAAUUGCCCAGCGGAAGAAGAUGGAGGCGGACUACAAGGACAUUGAGCAGCAGCUCGAGAUGCACAACAAGGUGAAGGAGGACGCGCUCAAGCAGCUGAAGAAGCUCCAGGCGCAGAUUAAGGAUUGUACACGAGAGACGGAGGAGGCGCGAGCGGCACGGGAUGAGUUGGCCGCGGCCUCGAAGGAAACCGAGCGAAAGGUGAAGGGUCUCGAGGCGGAACUGCUGCAGUCGAGUGAGGAUUUGACGAGUAGCGAGCGGGCGAGACGAGCGGCCGAGAAUGAGCGCGACGAGCUCCAGGAGGAGUUGAACAAUAAUGUGAAUAAGGGAACGCUGAUGUUGGACGAGAAGCGUCGACUCGAGGCGCGAAUUGCGACCCUCGAGGAGGAGUUGGAGGAGGAGCAGUCGAACAGUGAGAUUUUGAUGGAUCGGGCGCGAAAGGGACAGAUAACGGUCGAGCAGUUGACGACGGAUUUGGGAACGGAACGUUCAACGACCCAGAAACUGGAGUCGCAGCGAAUGCUCCUCGAGCGGCAGAACAAGGAACUGAAGGCGAAAUUGGCGGAGCUUGAGACGGCGCAGCGCGCCAAGACCAAGGCGACCAUUCAGGCGCUCGAGUCGAAGAUCAAUAAUUUGGACGAGCAGCUGGAGACGGAGGCGAAGGAGCGAUUUGCCCAGCAGAAGAUUAAUAGGAAGUUGGACAAGAAGCUGAAGGAGUUGAGUUUGCAGUUGGAGGACGAGAGGAGGAAUGCGGAUCAGUACAAGGAGCAGAUGGAGAAGGUGAAUACGCGAAUGAAGAGUUUGAAGAGGCAGUUGGACGAGUCGGAGGAGGAGAUUAGCAGGCACAAGGCGCUCAAGAGGAAAGCCCAGAGGGAGAUGGAUGAUAUGCUCGAGUCGCAUGAGGUUCUCACGCGUGAAGUCGCCAAUUUGAAGAAUAAACUUAGUGAAGUAGAUCAAAAGGCGCAAAAUAACAGCCGCCCGUUGGGUUCCUAUCGUGGAUAUUGGAAGGAUGAACUUGUAAACACUUUUAGCGUGCGUGGAGGUCCACCAAUAAGUUUGAGCUCGUCGAGAUUGAAGCGCGGCUCAAUGCAGACCGGAGGUUCUGGCGACGAUUCAACAACACAGGACGAGAGCAUCGACGGCGAGGAAAACACAAAUUGAAGCCAGACAUCGGCUGCUGCUACGGAAAUCUGCAGCCAUAAUGCAUAAUAAUUCGUGAGAAAGCGAAUUGAAUUGAAUUUUGAAAAAGAAGAGAGUGUCUCUGUCUGAGUCUCGCGAUAAUUUAACAAACAAACAAACAACACAUAGAGUAGUGAGUCGUCAUUAGAUCGGGUUAUUUGUCGCUUCCGGUAACAAAAUUUGCAGAAGCGAUUCGCGAUAAUUGGUGGCAAUUGGCCUACCAAUUGAUGAAUUGCCGGUGAUGCAAUUUUGUCGGCUAGGACUCGAGAAAAACGAUCGGAAGAAGAGAGUCUCACGUCGCAUGCAGGUGAUAGGAAUCAAUUCUUUCUUCUUCUUCUUUUUCUUCAUUUUUUUUAUUUUUUUUUUUAUACAUAUAUAUAUAUAGUAGUAAUAUACGAUUUUCCGUAAGAUGCCAUCAAGCGAAGAAAGAAAGAGCACAGAGUUUAAUGAGAAAAAAAUGUACAUAACUUUACAGCUUACUAAUCGUGGGAUAGAAAAGAAAAAAGCAGAUUAUUGAUGCUGCAAUAAUUGAAAUAACUGAAUAACAAACAAACAAACACUCUUAGGUAGUAUUAAGACAUUAAUUAAUUAUUAAUUAUUAUUAUUAUUGAUAUGUUAUUAUUAUAUUAUUAUUUUAUAACUAUUACGAUCAGCAUCCUCCCACACAGGCUAGUACAGUAAUUAUUAAUGUAUUUUAAUAAUUAACUAAUAAUAUAAGAAUCAUUAAAGUGAGAGAUGACAAUGAAGCAGAGCUGCAUAUAUCAAAGAGUGCAAGUUGGUUUCAUUUUAAAAGGUUUUUAGAUUCAAUAUUUUCCUUUCACUCUAUUUGAUCCGGUCUUUGUGGCCCUCUUUUUUUUUUGAAAAAGGAAAAAAAAGAGAAGAUUUCUUAGAAUUUACAUUCUCACGUGCAUUUAUACACUUUUUUUUUUCUUUUGCAGUAUACAUGAUGUAUGUAUUUAUAUACAUAUUAUACAUAUUUAAUUAACAUAUUUAAUUGAAUAAUUAAUUUAAUUAAAAUUAAGGUUCUUUCAUUCCUCCGGGCUUUUAUUGCAGAGCGCAUUUUUUUUUCUCGAUAAAGCAAAAAUAUCAAGUGUGAACUUGAAGCUGAUUUAUUAUUAUUUUUUUCCUCGUCUUAAUAAUAUUGUACUUAAGCUCUUGUAGUGUGGAAGUUUGAACCUUUUGAAAUGAAAUGAAUGGCAGUGCCUUGCAGGCUCAAAGUGAUAUCGCGAGUUUUUCGGAAGAAAAAAAAAACAAAAACGCACGAGAAUAGAGUCCGAUUGACUCUAAUCGAGAAACGAAUCUUAAAUGCAGAUAAGUAUAGAAGAAGAAAAAAACAAACACACACGCAGACAGACACAAAAAAACAUCGAGAAGAUGCUGAAGAUCGUAUAGAAAUUGUGUAAUUUGUAAACUGCCGAUAAAUCGUAUGAUGUUUGUAAAGACGGAAUUUUAUACCUACAUUUUUUAUAGGCAUUUUAUAAAAUUCUUUGUAUUCAGAGGUAUUUACAAGGUUGUAGUAGCUAGUAUAUUUUUUGAUGCAAGUAAGCUACAAGCGAGAAGACGAAAUAUACUUUUACCGAGAAUGUACUAUACUAUAAUUGCCUUUGAAAUUCGAUAUCUGCAUGUUUAAA